Messenger RNA from Zootermopsis nevadensis, 3470 nucleotides. Lineage: Eukaryota; Metazoa; Arthropoda; Insecta; Blattodea; Termopsidae. The record is from RefSeq and is a predicted model, not a curated record.
UGUGGUUUGCUUUGUUUUCCGGGUAUUACAAAGUCUAGUGUGCAGCAUAAAUAGAUGUAUGUUUACAUCAUGUUAAUCGCUUCGAGUUUUUGUUACAAGUGGAAUAGUGUCUUUUUAAUGGCAUUAGUAGCCUAAUUGAUAAACCGUGAAUAGAUUUAAUUUCCAAUCCUUUUCUAUACCCAGAAUGGAGGGGAAAAGGCUCGAAACCGUCGUACGGAACUGGGCGAAGGUAAUGGGCUUAAUGCCUAAUGGAAAUGCUUCAGAAGUUUUCAGGAAACUCUGUAGCAAUGAAAGAAAGGUGGUGUGGAAACGUGUUGUCAGAGAAAUACACCCCAUUUAUGAAGUAGAGCACAUACGAAAGCACCUGGCAUUUAAAAAGAUGUCAGCGAAAGUAAAACUAAGGCAGAAGCUUGCAGAGAAAGAAGAGGAGAUACAUAUCAGGGAACAUGACCUUGAACAGGCUCAUAUGAAAUUGAAGGUUUUGAAUUGUCAAAUGCAAGCAAUAAAACAGAGAAUGAAAGAUCUAGGUAUGAAGACUUUAAUACUGCGUUUCAAAAAGCAUGAACUGGAAAACGAGGCGACAAGGCUUGAAGAGUUGUGUCAAGUUGCAAAUUUCUUUCGACAGCCAGUAGAGAGUGGCUGUGGUGAUCCGCAUUCAUCUUGUACAAAGCAUGUAGAGACUGCUUGUGAAAAUGCAAUUUAUGAAUGUAAGGCACAAAUUCUUGAACUUCACAAACUAUAUAAGAUGAAAGAUGUGAAUAUGCAGAUAUUGCACUCGAAAAAAGAAUCCGUGAUGGAAUUUGUGCAUUAUCGGAUGAAGGAUUUUAGCAUUCUGAACGUUUGGCGUACAUUAUUGAACUCCGUAGAUCAGCUGAAUAAAGAGUUACAUAAUCUAACUCAGAGUAAUGUAAGGAUGGAGUCUGAACAUAUGCACGCUGUGAAGGAAUGUAUUGACUCAGAAAUGAAGAAAUUUAUGAAAUCGUAUGUGGAGUUAUUUGCAGCUUACCAUAGUCUGCAGCACAAGAUGAAGCAGUGUAGCAGUGACUGUGACAUCCUUUUUGACAGGACUGUAGAAAUGUUACAGGAGGAGUGGCGUGGAUAUAAAUUUGGUGACGUGUUUCAAGAAUGUGGCAGGAUCAGACAAUGGUUGGAACUUCAAAGUAAAUUUACAGAAUUUGGUAUCAUUAACGAAGUUUUACAGAAUGAGAUUAAAAAUCUGAAAGUAAACACAUAUUCAACAGACCUUGACAUUCUGAAUUUGCAAGAAGAGGAAAUUAAGAGACUUGGCAAUGAGAAUGAAACGCUGCGAGCAGAUCUUAGGACUAACUCUUUGUGGCUUACAAAGUCACAUGCGGGCCAAAUUGAAACUGCAGAGAAACUGAAGCAGGAAAUUACAAAGCUGUCUCAGACGUGUGCUUUGGAUAAGUGUGGCAUGACAACUCUGGAUGCAUCAGUAAAAGGGCUUCGAGGUGCAUUCCAGCAUGAGCUGAAGGAAUUCAUGGCACUCCCAAUACAUUUGCUGGAUAAUAUCGCUCUUCCCUCAGGUUCUGUGUUACCUAGUAAUCAGCAGAUCCUCAAAUACCAUAAUAACCUCAUAAACGUGGAUCAACUCCAUGGACUGACUGGUAUCUUGACCGCACUGGAAGGCGCUCCUUCUGCUGCGCCUCAUGGCAUCACACUUCAGCUACUGGAGAAGACGUUGUACCUCAGCUUCCUGAACACAACAGAAAUGGAUAGCAAUGAGUUGAACUCUUCGUUGGCUGUCUUGGACAUUUCUUCCAAGGAGAAUGCAGCUACCACCGCAGUAACUGAGGUCAUGAAAGUAGCAGAAAAGUCCAUUGAGGAAUGCAAGAUUGUUGCAGAGAGAGCAAAGGCUAACUACAGAACCUGGCUUGAACAUCCUCUGCGACAUGCUGUACCUGAAAGUCUGCAAAUUGAUGAGAAAAAUUUCCAACAGUGGCAGCGUGAAUAUGACAGUUUGCUUGCAAGUUUGAUUGACUUGGAAAGUGAAGAGGAAGUCUCAUACAUGGUGUAACAGUGGGGAUGCACCAUUAUAAAACUGUGCUGUUAACGUUGAUUUUGUAAACUUUUUAUAAGGUGAGUUCAGGACUCAUUCAGAGCUUAUAAAAUAGUACUCUUUCUUUUUGUAGAUGUGCAUAACUAGACACUAGCCGAGUGGAUUAUCACGGUUCUCAUAAAAAUAAUGUUAAUCCUUAACCACUUCCAUGACACAAUAUUUGUGCUAUAAAAUGAGACAUUAGGAUUGUAUUGGCUAGUUAGGGCUGUAAUUUUAUUGAGAAAGUGCAACAUUAAUUGAAGAACACUUUGUUUAAUAUUUAAGGGUUUAAAGAAUGAUUCAAACAAAAUUUAUGAACCUGAAUGACACAUUAUGUUAUAUACAACUUUUUUAUGUGAGGAGACUUUUUUAAGAAAAUAUUCAUAAUUUUUCACAUUUAACUUUAUGUUAACAAUAUGCACAUGUUAAAUGUGAAUUAACAGGGGUUCAAACGGCGUUGAAAACGAGGUACGACAAACUAAUAAUCCCUGUAAAACUUAGUGAUUUUUAUUUUCUCUGAAGCAUUUAUAGAGGACUGGGUCAUGGUGGUGGUCUAUAUUGUCUUCUCUCUCUCUCUCUCUCCCCCCCCCACAAUAUCCUGACACUGGAAGUUCCUUUCAUCUUAGCUAGUUUCUGCCUAACUUCUUCACGCCAAGAAUCUUUGGUUGUAUUAACUACAGAUAUGCUGCAGUAUCUGUCACAUUCAGAUUAUACUCUAGAUAUUUCAUUCGGUGUGAAGAACAAGGUUGGAAAGGUGUUCUUUAUGCCACUUCUGGUGAGUGUGAUGUCAAAUUGGUUGCUGGCAGUUGAUGGCACAGAUAGUUUAAGUAGCCACUCAUAGGUGGCAGCACAAUCAACUGAAUUGUGUGGCUGCUGAUAGAUGGCAGUUGAUAAAUGAUGGACAAUGACUUCAAUCUGCCUCACAGCAUGAUUUUGGCAGAUGGACAGAAUGCACCCAUAAGGCAUUCUUUAUUUAUAAUAGAGUGUAAAUAUUGUAACAAGGUUUUUUGUUUUGUGGUAGGAAUUUUAUGCUUUGAGCCUAGUUAAAACAAUAAUAUUUUCUUUUUAACUUAAAAUUAACGAGAUUUUGCUUUAUUCUCACACCAUAACAAAAGAAGGGUCAAAUUCUUUCCAUUCUUUAGAAGUGUUACAGUAGUUUUUAGCGAUGAGUCUAUUAGCCAUGUGAAAAGAAUUGAAAAUAGAACUGAGAUGGAAGAGUGAAAGUGAAGAACCUGGAAUGGGUGACAGCCUAAUUCUUGAUCAAGAAGAUGGUGUUGAUGAUCUGCUUGCAGAUGUAAUCUGAAUAUUAAUGUUCAUCACACUGUAAGUUGAAAAACGUAAUCACUUGUGUAUGCAAGUUAAUGACAAGUUACUGUUAUUACCUAAUAAGAUUACAAAUUUGUGUAAGCAAGAA